Molecule: messenger RNA, 1196 nt
Organism: Mizuhopecten yessoensis (Yesso scallop)
Lineage: Eukaryota; Metazoa; Mollusca; Bivalvia; Pectinida; Pectinidae
Product: scavenger receptor class F member 1-like
Exons: 10
Coding region: 240-1196 (318 amino acids)
Molecular function (GO): scavenger receptor activity
Source: RefSeq, a predicted model, not a curated record
GGGAAAAAAUCGAUUCGCCGGCUACGAGGUGUACCUUUCUAAUACAACCGAUAGACGUGUGAGAGAGCGAUGUUUCAUUGAUGAAUCAGAGCGUGCCAACCAAAUUAUAAGUCAUGUUAACCACCCAGAAUGUAAUGGAACAGCGCAGUAUGUGACUAUAUACAACCACAGAGAAUCACCUAAGAGGCACGAUUGGUACUUCAAAGACGCCCUCCUAGAACUGUGUGAAGUACAGGUGUAUGGAUGUGAAGCUGGGAAAUACGGACAUGGAAAUUGUGACGAAAACUGUUCCUCGAACUGUCCAGGCAGUGUGUGUCAUCCAAGCUCAGGAAAUUGUCUAUACUGCGGGGACAACACAUAUACCAGACCAUCGGAAACAUCAUGCCGGCCUUGUCCAGAAUCUUGUGCUGGCCCAUGUGAUACUUACGGAAACUGUAAUGCAUGUCCAGAUGGUUUCUACGGACUUCAAUGCGAAAACACAUGCUCGUCUACCUGUGGCAGUAACGUUUGUGAGAAGUCAUAUGGUGAUUGUAAAGGUGUCAUGUCAAGAAGGCUUCUACGGACUUCAAUGCAGAAAUAACUGUCCGACUUCCUGUGGAAGUAGCGUAUGUGACAAGACAUCUGGCGACUGUUCUGCAUGUCAAGAUGGCUUCUGGGGCUCUCGAUGUAAAACUGAUUGUUUAGAUACCUGUGGAAGUAGCGUGUGUGAGAAGACACUAGGCCAUUGUACUGAAUGCCGAGAGGGCUUGUACGGCUCAUGGUGCCACAGAAAAUGUCCAUAUACCUGUAGAAACAACGUAUGUGAGAUAAAGAGUGGAAAUUGCUCUGAGUGUAACGAUGGUUUCUAUGGUCCUACUUGCGCCAACUGUUCUGAUAACUGUUUGUCCAGAACUUGCGAUUUCUCCGGCCACUGUACAGGUGGAUGUUUAGAUGGUCAGUAUGGAAACAUGUGUGAACGGUGGUGUUCAGAUAACUGCACUACGUGUGUUCAAGACGGAGGACAUUGCUUAGCUUGCAUUGAUGGUAAUUACGGUACUUCCUGUGCAAGAACUUGUGGAAAUUGUGAGGAUAAACGCUGUGACAUAACCACGGGUAACUGUGAGCCAUGUCAAAAGGACUGGACCGGACAACGUAAUGACGUCAAAGGUAACACACACCAACUCAUAUACGUUCUAUUAUACACAUCAUAUAACUGA